AUGGGUGCCACCUUGGACCGCAACGGCCUCCGGCCAGCACGGUACUUCCAGCUCACCGAUGGCACCUGCGUGGUGAGCUCGGAGACGGGCAUCUUGGACAGCGAGCUUUUUCCGGCGGCCAUGUUCAAGUCCAAGGGACGACUGGGCCCAGGGAAGAUGGUGGCCAUCGACCUGCACACCGGUGAGCUGAUAGAGAACGAUGACAUCAAGAAGAAGAUGGCCGCCAAGAAGCCCUAUGGCGACUGGAACAAGGUCUUUCGGGAGGAGAUGGACCGAGAGCCUUUCCUGACUGCCGACCACGACCUGGCCGUGCCAAGGGCAAUCGAGGAGAACCUGAUGACCCUACAGUUUGACAUGGGCUACACCAUUGAGGAUGUCGAGAUGGUUGUGGAGGCCAUGGCACAAACUGGCAAGGAGCCGACUUUCUGCAUGGGCAACGAUAAGCCACUUGCGGCGGUCUCCGACAGGGCCCACGUUCUCUACGACUACUUCACGCAGCGCUUCGCGCAGGUCACAAAUCCGGCCAUCGACCCCUACCGGGAAUCGCUGGUAAUGUCAACGGAUGUUUUCCUUGGCCGUCAAGGCAACCUCAUGGCAGAGGGCCCGACCUAUUUCCAGAACAAGGCCAAUAAUCGUUUGGUGAAGGUGGACUCUCCGUUUCUGAAUGAAAGGCAGGUGUACGGCGUGAGGAACAGCGGGUUGCUGACGGUGCAGCUCAGCACUCGCUACGACUUCCAACGUGGUCCCGGUGCUUUGGAGAAGGCCGUCUCGGACCUCUGCUACGAGGCCUCCAAUGCCAUCCGCAACGGGGCCGAGCUCAUCAUCCUCUCGGACGUGCCGCGCAACUCCGACUUCGUAUCCUUCGAUGUAACCGACCCGGGCAUCGAGCUGGAGCAGUCGGUCCUCGCCAUCCCUCCGUUAUUGGCCGUGGGCGCGGUGCACCAUUACCUGAUCCAGCAAGGCCUGCGGACGCAGGCCUCCCUGGUGGUGAGCACGGGGCAGUGCUGGAGCACUCAUCACUUUGCCUGCCUCAUUGGCUAUGGAGCUUCGGCGGUCUGUCCGUACCUGGCGCUGGCACACAUCCGUCGCUGGCAUUCCACGGACAAGGGUGCUGCAAGGGCCGACGGGCAGAGUGUGGAAGAGGUGCAGGCCAACUACAAGAGGGCCAUCAACGCAGGGCUCAAGAAGAUCAUGUCGAAGAUGGGCAUCUCGAUGCUGGAGUCCUACAGGGGAGCUCAAAUCUUCCAGUGCAUCGGUUUGGAUCAGAAGGUGGUCGAACGGGCCUUUGCAGGUACGCCCUGCACGGCACCGGCCCUGUCCUUCACGGACAUCGCCAAUGAGUCCAUGAUGUUCCACCGAAGGGCCUUCCCAGAACUCGAUGAGCAGCCGGCCGCCGAGAAGCUGGAGUUUGCAGGCUGGUACAAGUACAUCAAGAGCAAGGGGGAGUUUCACAUGAACAACCCCGACAUGUCCCGGGCGCUGCAUCGGGCCGUCCGGAACAAGGAGCCCUUGGCCUACGAGGAGUACCGCCGCCAGAUCAUGGAUGGCCGGCCCAUCACGGCCAUCAGGGACUUGCUGGAUUUCGCCUCGGACCGGCAGCCUGUGCCGCUGCAAGAAGUGGAGGAUGCCACCUCCAUUUGCGGCCGCUUCGUCACUGGCGGCAUGUCCCUGGGCGCGCUGUCACGCGAAGCGCACGAGGUCAUCGCGCUGGGCAUGAACCGCGUCGGGGGCAUGAGCAACAGCGGGGAAGGGGGCGAGGAUCCCUUAAGGUUCCAGCCGAUCCAGGACGUGGAUGAUGAAGGCAACUCCGCCACCUUCUCACACCUCAACGGCCUGAGGAAUGGUGACUCUGCAUCUUCGGCGACGAAGCAGGUGGCUUCCGGCCGCUUCGGGGUCACAGCUGCUUACCUGCGCAGUGCGAAGCAGCUGGAAAUCAAGAUCGCCCAGGGCGCAAAGCCAGGAGAGGGGGGCCAGCUCCCGGGGCCUAAGGUGGAUGAGUACAUCGCCAGGCUACGUAACAGCGUGCGACGCCCAGUGCCGGGCGUUGAGCUGAUCUCACCGCCUCCGCAUCAUGACAUCUACUCGAUCGAGGACUUGGCUCAACUGAUCUUCGACUUGCACCAGGUGAGCCCAGAUGCCAAGGUGUCCGUGAAGCUGGUGGCCAGCUCGGGAAUCGGCACGAUUGCUGCUGGGGUGGCCAAGGCGAACGCAGACGUCAUCCAAAUCUCAGGGCAUGACGGUGGAGAGCUCAAGGGGAAUGUAAAGCUGUGGCACAGGCGCCUCUCCACUGAGCAGCUCGGUGGCACUACGUCGCUGGAGCGACGGGGCUGUGGCACCCGUCGUAGCAUCAUGCAUGCGGGCGGGCCUUGGGAGCAGGGAUUGGCGGAGGUGCAGGGCGUGCUGACAGAGAACGGCCUCAGAAAUAGGGUUACGCUGCGUGUGGACGGUGGCAUCAAGACUGGCUGGGACAUCGUCGUGGCCGCCAUGAUGGGGGCUGAGGAAUAUGGCUUCGGAAGCGUGGCAAUGAUUGCGGAGGGCUGCAUCAUGGCGCGAGUUUGCCACAUGAACCGCUGCCCGGUUGGAGUGGCCACACAGAGGGAAGAUCUGCGGAGGAAGUUCCCAGGAACACCAGACCACAUUGCAAACUUCAUGCUCUUUGUGGCUGAGGAGGUUCGCACCAUCAUUGCGGCUUUAGGCUACCGCUCCCUGGAUGAGGUUAUUGGCCGCUCUGACCUGUUGCGACCACGUGCAGAAAAUGCUGUUCGGACCAACGUUCCACAGCCUGCCAUGGCAUCGCAGCAGAGGCGGGAGCCGAAACCCAAACAGCUGGCAAAGACCAGCUUCAUAGACCUUAGUGGCUUCUUCUUGGACGAGCGGCCGGAGGAGUCGGGGCGUUUAUCCUGGGUGGGGGCGAAGCGAGAUAGCCCGGCCCACAGCAAUGGGCCUGUCCUAGAUGAUGAGAUCCUGGCUGAUCCAGAUGUCGCUGCAGUAAUUGACGGCAACAGUGGCAGUGUGCACAAGCAGAUGAACAUCGAGAAUGUAAACCGAUCUGUUGGUGGCAGAAUAGCUGGUGUCAUUGCCUCCAAGUACGGAGACCAUGGCUUUCAGGGUGAGAUUGAGCUUAGCUUCGUGGGCUCUGCGGGGCAGUCUUUUGGUGUGUGGAACACCUCUGGCAUGUGCCUCAGAGUCACAGGCGAUUGCAACGACUAUGUGGGGAAAGGUAUCAAUGGAGGUACCAUCGUAGCUGUUAAGCCUCUUGAAAGCUCCUUCCCUUCGGACAAGAAUGUCAUAGCAGGGAACACUUGCCUUUACGGCGCCACAGGCGGCCAGGUUUUCUUGAACGGCGUCGUGGGCGAACGGUUUGGUAUACGAAACGCGGGCUGUGAAGCCGUUAUUGAGGGUUCAGGGGACCACCUUGGGGAGUACAUGACCAACGGCGUUAUUGUUGCACUGGGUGCUGUGGGCCGCAACGUGGGCGCUGGGAUGAGCGGAGGCCUCCUAUAUAUCUACGACCCUGAAGACGAAGGGCUCGAGAUGAAUGCCGACAACAGCAGAAACGUGUUCCGCGUCACGGCCCCUGCUGGCCAGGAGCAGCUAAGGAGCCUGAUUCAGAGACACAGCGACCUGACGGGGAGCUCGGUUGCAGCCAAUGUCCUCGAGAUGUCGAGCCGCAGCCGCUCCCCUCGCAGAGAUAUCGCAGUCCCGGUGGCGGACGAUGUACAAGCUUCCCAUGCGCUUCGCGGACGCUAUGACGCUCCAAGGCAGUCCAAGUUCAGGGUCUCUGCAAUUCUUCGGUUCGUGCGCCCCGACGGCUCCUCGGACGUCUUCGAGGCGGUGAACGCCGAGCCGCACGACGCAAACAUCCGGGGCGCCAUUUGCGCCGAGCGCGCGGCGCUCUGCCAGUUCCAGAAGGAGGAACUCCAGAAGGGCAGCCGCGUCGUGCGCGUCGUCUGUGCCACGGACUGCGAGGACCCCAUCUUCCCCGGCCCACUCUGCCGGGAGUUUCUCACGGCCACCUGCGACCCGGGCGUGGAGGUGGUGGCCACGGGCUCCAAGGGCUCCUGGGAGGUGCAGCCGCUAAGGGAGCUGCUGCCCUUGCCUUCCCUCUACCGGCGCCUGGACAACGAGGCCGCCAAGGCCAAGGCGGCCGAAAUGGGCGCGAGCUCCUCCGCGCCCUCGGAUGCCCGGUUCCUGAAGCUGUACCAGGCUGCGGCGAGCCUGGCGCGUGCCCAGGACAAGCAAACGACGAUUUAUCCGCUGGUCUUUGCGGCUGCUGUCAGCUUCGAGGACGGCCGGAUCUCCACGGCCAGUGAGCUCAAGGGCAUCGAGUAUGGAUGCACGGUGGAUGCCGUGUCCCUGCUCAUGCCAGAGCUCGUUCGGGCACGCGAGGAUGGAGGGCCGAAAGCAAGUUGCCUACUGCAAGUGGACAACUACGGCCUGGCGCACGCCCCUGGCAUGAGGUGUGUGGUCGAGAAACGACCAGCCACCCAAACACGAAAGCCUGCGGAGGCGUUCCGCGGUGCCGACCCAACAAGGUGCACCCCUGUGCCGGCGACGGAGUGGGUUUCUGAGUACAAAGCUGCGGUGCCCUGUCGGGUUCUCCCAGCUCAGCUGUCGCUGCACCAGGACUGGGAUGCAGCCGUCGGCCUGUUCUGGCAAGUGUCCGUGCAGCAAAGCGAGUUUGUCGGCGCUGUUGAGGAGGUCAUUCAUGUGCGGCGCGGGCUGAAUACGCGGCUGCGCUUCACUGAGCAGACAAGCAAAGAGGGCGACCCCAGGUCAGACUACGAGUACACCCAGAACAUGUCCUUCCGGCAGUCAAAUGUUUUUGGCAGCGCAUCAGGUAUGCCACCGACAGCGACCUUGCCAGGUGAUGCCAAGGACUCGAGGGCUCCAAGCACCGUGGAAGCAGCUCCACCCAGCUCGUGGUCCGGGCAGAGCUUUGGUCUUGAACGAUUACCGCCGGAGGCCGGCUCGAUGGAGUUGAGCCCUACUGCCGGGCGUAUUGGCGGGCUCCUUCCCCCAACCGCUAGUACCUGCUCCGGCCCCUCGACGGCACGUGGAGCCCUUCCACCAACUGCUAGUACUUACUCCGGCAUGCAAAGCUCGGAGUUUGUCCCACACCCGGCUGCGGCUGUGGCGCAAUCCGGAUACAGCUCGAUGGAGAGCUUUGUUCCUGCUCCCGGUCGCGCGGCGGGUUCUGGCUAUCCGCUGAGCUCCAUCCCCGAGCGGAGGCCCACAGCACUGCCAGAACAUGGCACCUUGCCCGGUUCGAUCCAGGCUCCCUUGAGUCCGUCGUCGACAUUUGCUGAGGGCCAGGUCUUGGAAGUGUGGAGCGACUCCAAGAAGGCCUGGCUGCCAGGAGUGGUCCUUGCAGCCUACGCGUCAGACACCUCUGCAGAAGGAUACCGGGUGCCGGCCGGCACUGUGAAGGUGUCGUCCAACAACGGGGUCAAGUGGGUGAUGCCGGACCAGAUAGGGAGAAUGCUUCGGCCUCAGGCCAGGCGUUUUGUGCGUCAGUUCCUCUAA
Messenger RNA from Symbiodinium natans, 5526 nucleotides. The record is from the annotation of a GenBank genome assembly. Lineage: Eukaryota; Dinophyceae; Suessiales; Symbiodiniaceae.